UAAUCCUUCAGACCAGCCAUGCUCGUCUUCCAAGCCCCCAUUGGGCUCCUCGACCAUGACAUCACGGAUCCUGCUGCGGCAGCAGUUGAUGCGAGAGCAGCUCCAGGAGCAGGAGCGCCAGGAGCAGCAGAGACGCCAGGCCUCCUCCACCUCGCAGUACCCCCAGACCACCGCCGGCCACAAUCACACGCACGCCCAGACACCGGCCAUCAACGUCAGUGCGCCUCCCAGCCUGCCCCCCGCAUCCCAGCUGCCCAUGGAGGUGCUGAAGGUAAGCAAUAAGUAUCAUCUUCAGUCCUCACACCUAAUGACAAAGAUGACACACCACUCCCUGACUGGUUGCUUCUCUGUGAUCUGACAACCAUGACAACCAUGCCACUCCUUACUCUGACUUCCAGAGCUCUCACUGUCACCUCUAGAUGCAGGCAUACAUCAUCAGAUGUUUUGUUUGUAGAAGGUACUGUGGGUUUGACUAUAUUGGCAACUUGAUCAUAAGUCUUCUGGACAGUCGAUCAAGCACGGUUUACUAUGAUAGGGUGUAAAAACGUGGGGAUGAGUGAAGUGUGUUAAAACGCACAUGGGGAUUAUCUUUCCUGAGAGAAUUCCUCUGUAAUGCAUGCUGUGCUUCCAGACAUUUGGAUUUAGCCAUCUUUAAUCCUAUUUGCUGAGCUACAUUCACAUAUUUUCAUAGCUUUGAUUCCUUGUUAGUCUGCUCUUGGGGACUCGAGACUGUUGCACAUUUUCUGAGCUAAUGGAGACAGUGUGAUAACUACCACAACACACUACUAUACUAUACUUCAUGAGAGUACACCCAGCAAAACAAAGAUAAUUUGGUAAGUUUUUUUUUUGAUUGCAUUAAAUGUAUUUGUCUUUCUUUAGAAAUAGUAUUACUAAUAUCAAAACGUGCAUAUUCGAAAAAAAAGUUAUAUUGAAGAACUAUCCCAAACUUCAUAUCUCAAACAUUUUGCAUGACUGGAUAGAUAUUUCUCCUUUGUCUUUUCCUUAAAAUAUUACAAUUUUCCUGUUGUUUCCAACAUUGUCACUACAAUAGUGUGAUUGUUAUCACUGUACAAUAUCUACAAUUUUCAUUUCUAAAGUGAAAAAAUGGUGAGAAUAAGAGUCAUAAAGGAUAAAGAUACGAACACAAUGAUACAGUACAUGUGGUAGCAUUAUAGCAUGAACUGCCUGACAUACUUUUCUAAAGAGCAUACUGCCACCCAUUCAAAAACAGUGAGGGAAUGCUUUUACAAUUGUUUCUCAAAAAUAAACAGUGUUCACACUUUUACAUUUUUACAUUUUUUGUCAUUUAGCAGACGCUCUUAUCCAGAGCGACUUACAGUUAGUGAGUGCAUACAUUAUUAUUUUUUCAUACUGGCCCCCCGUGGGAAUCGAACCCACAACCCUGGCGUUGCAAACGCCAUGCUCUACCAAUUGAGCUACAUCCCAGGCAGAACCUCAUUCUAAGGAUAUCAGGUGAGACUGAGUCAUUUCUGAUUCAUGGUGACUGAUUUGGCUCUUGUUUAUCUGUAAACGCUCUGAACAUGAAGAUUUACUGUAGAUUUACUGGAAGCAUUGUAAUAAUUUAGCAGUAGAAAAGCCGUAGUCCACGUUUUACUGGAAUUUGUGUGAUUGUUGUGGUUGAAGUUUACGCAUGUAGGAUUUGCCAUCUGGGUAGUCAACCAUUUUUGUUUGUGAAAGUUGGUUGUAUCUGUGCAAGUGUUCCAUAUCACUGUAAUAUUUGAUUAUGUCAAUAAUAUUGUUUUGAUUGUGACAGCUGUUUGUGGAAAUCUGACAUAGAUUAUAUAGAUUAUUCAUAGAGGAUUGAUUCUUUGAAAGAAAAAUGUGUUAACUUACUAAUGUGUUAAAGCCUUAAUCCCAUUAUGUAAAAUAACAUUUAAUACAGUUUAAAGUAGUGGAUUAGUACAAAUAGUACAAAGAGCAGUGGGUAUAGAAGUAGUGCCUCCCUCAACCGUUGAAACCAUUGCCCUCCACAUACAACAUAAACAUUGCUUAGCCUAUACUCUGUAUAAUCUUUAGCUCUUUGAGAGGUUUAGGAUAUCCCCCACUAAAGAGUACGAUAGACAAGCUGGAAGACAUUUCUGUGAUUCAGGGUCGGAGCUUACGGGCAUUCUUCAUUGACUGAAAUUCUCUAAAUGAAAGGCCUGUUCCUGCCUAGUACUGAGCACUGCAGAGCAGUGUUAACCUGCUCGCAUGUCUGUGACUAGAUUAGCACAGUCCACACACAAAGCUACACAAAAUUAGUUUAGGGGUACCAGGUGGAGCAGCUGGACCUAAAAAGGGAAAACAUUAAGCUCAGAUGAGUUUGUCUGAAGACCGAUUUGGGCCCUUAAUUAACCAAGUGACCCCUGACCUUUGGAGGAAUAAGUAUGGGAUCAAUUUGGGGAUCAGGACAAAGGCAAGCACAGUCUUACCAAACACCCCAAUGCUAAUUCAGCUAAGAAUGCUCGUAAUUAGCCCCACUGCUUUCAUUCCAUGGCAUAUUUAAGGGGGAAAAAACUAGCUUUGAAAUCUAUGUAGGAUAAUUUCCUAAAGGGUUCAACAUGAUUUCCAGAUUUAGUGAAAAGGAAUUAGCAUAUUAAGAGAAGAACAAAGUACUGUGGAUAGUGUUCAGCUCUGAAAAUGACAGGAUGUGUUCUUUUAGAUCACACUGCAUCAAAGUUAUGUAUUAAUGAAGCGUUAUGUAAUUAUCCAUGGAUAAUUAGUUUACAGCUGGUCACUUUGGUCCAUUUUAAAGCAGCAGUUAAUUCAUCCAAUGCAAUAUUAUUAUACCUUUUGAGACAGAUUUUAUAAUAGAUAUCAUUUUUAAAAGGAAAUAUUAAGAAUUUAUGAAGCUCAGGAAAUUAUUUCAUUUAGGUUUUCUCUCAUUGAUAAGAUUUUCAUAAGGUCACCUUCUCUGUCUCUUAUAACAAGGACUUGCACAGACCCUCAGCUUCAUAGGGAACCAUUGUUUGUUGUACUAUCUGGUACACUAUUGGAUGAGGAAAGACAGGUUCCUUGUUUUUCCUUGAACAAAUACACACUCUAGGACAGUGGUUCCCAACCCUGGGGGUACUUGGCCUUUCCACAGAGGGUACGUGAGAAGACUCAUGAGACCAUAGGCUUACUGGUAAAAUGCACAUGAGGGGGUACUUAGGAGUACUCCGGGCAGAGCAGAAUUCAGUUGGUGGCAGCGGCGUGUAUUCAUGGAUUCCAAGGGAAGCCAGGCUUCCCCCAAAAUUGACCUAAAAUAAAAUAAUGUAUCUUUCGUCUCUGUGUUUCAUAAUUUUCCUUCAAUUCGCAAGAGGCUGAAUGUAUCUCACAGGAGAAAGCAUCCGAGUGAGCGAAAUAGCGCCCCUCCUAUCUCUCUACGUGUAGGCCAUCUAUCUGAUGCUGUCUGUUCCAAACGAGUAUGACAUUGUUGCUGCCCGUAGCAUUGAAGGCAAGUGUUGAAGGGAAGCCAGUGAGCAUUUGGCCUCCCUUGAUAAUUUUUUUUUAUAAAACAUUGUUGUUGUUGUCCUCCGGUGGCUAGCUAGCUAGUUAAAAUUGGCCCUUUCCUAAAUUAGCCAUGGAUGGAGAUAGGGAUUUGGACUUGUGGUUUUACUUAAUUCUCCAUACUGGCCAAUGAUUAUAACGGCAAUUCUGAUCCAACCAUUAAUUCAUACAUUGUUGUGCCCCUGGCCUGAGAGGAUGGAAGUUCAAUAUGUAGAAGACUGUUAACUAGCUAACGUUGCCCAUGAAUGGAAGUUAGGCUAGCGAGCAAGCAUUUUAGCCAGGUAGCCUAGGACAACCCACUGUUUUAUCCACGCACCGCUACUGGUUGGUGGUACAAUAACCAAAAAAGGUUGGGAACCACUGCUCUAGGUGAUGGUUUUAUGGUUUCAUAUAGAGUUACAACUGCAUGCAUGUCGAACAUGGAUAAUGCUGUGUCAUUGUUCUCAUCCAUAGGAAAGAAAGCAUCCCGGACCAAAAUUGUUUUAGUACGAUGCCUGAUUUAAAAAACUAACCUUGACAAAAAGGGUGUUUGUUUAGAUGAUUGUUUAACAGAGAGACGUUUGCCUUAGCUAGCUUUUCUAGAACCUGUCAAAUAGUUUUUCUACGGCUAAAGUUAACAUGACUCUCUGGUGAUGAACAUUAAGACCUCAUCAUAGCUCCCUAAAGGCUUAUUAGUGAAGCAUGCUCUUCGUCACACAAAUAGUUGUACAAAAGUUACCUUUUUUAUUUAGAGAAGCUAGUGGUUGUGUGCAUGUGCUUUAUUGUUGUGACCUCACUGUUUACUAGUGUAUUACCCUGUAGUUUACUGGAUGGCUAUCAAAAAGAGCCCUUUAGACAAGGUGAUUUUUGGGUCCGUGGACAUUCCUGCAGAGUACCAUCCUGAUCUCCAGCUGCUAGUAUCACAGUUCCUGUUAACAAGUGGCUGUUAAUGUCUUAAAACCGUCAGACAAUAUAUCCUUUUCUGUUUGUCUGGAAGAGGGUAUGGAACAUUCCUGUUAAUGUAUAUAACUUGGGGCAUCGCGGAAUGUCCAAAGCACACAAGUAAAAAAAUACAAAUCUAGCCUCCCGAGUGGCGCAGUGGUCUAAGGCACUGCAUCGCAGUGCUAGCUGUGCCACUAGAGAUCCUGGUUCGAAUCCAGGCUCUGUCGUAGCCGGCCGCGACCGGGAGACCCAUGGGGCGGCGCACAAUUGGCCCAGCGUUGUCCAGGGUAGGGGAGGGAAUGGCCGGCAGGGGAUGUUGGUAGAGCAUGGCGUUUGCAACGCCAGGGUUGUGGGUUCGAUUCCCGGGGGGGGGGGGGGGGGGGGGCAGUAUGAAAAAAUAAAAAAAUAUAAUGUAUGCACUCACUAACUGUAAGUCGCUCUGGAUAAGAGCGUCUGCUAAAUGACUAAAAUGUAAAUGUAAAUGUUUGUUUGUCGCUCCCUCUUGCUCCUCCCCAUCCACCCCUCCCCAAACUGAGAUGCCAGUAUAAUGUGUGUGAGUUCUGUUCUCUUCGAGAUGUCAUUGACUUUUAUUGGGGUGGCCUGAGGACUCUAUUGAUGGCUACAGCACAUGGGCUGCAGAACAGAGCCCUGUCUUGUUUUGGAAGAUCUAUUAUUUAAUGUAUUUUAUUCUAGUAAUAUCCUGUUAAUCAAGUUUGAUCUAAGACAAAGUUAGUAGUGUUUCUUUCGUGGAAGUUAUAUUAUGACAUCAAAUAAGAACCGUAAGGCAAAGAACACGUAGCACGAUUUCAAAUAGCUUUUAGUGUGAUUUCAAAUUCAGUUACCGGAGGCUUUACGUUCAAUCUGUAUCAAGAGUGAAAUACAUUUUUAUCAAGCCUGCAUUCUGCCAUUCCCGGCAAUACUAAUACAUGUUUUAGGUAAUGUACAAAUAGUGGCCAAUUUUUUUAACCUGCUUCUUGGUUCACUAUUUUGGGCUAAUCCAGUGUUAUAAUCCACAUUAUUAUUUCAAUGUCUAUCUAUCAAUCAAUCAAUAUAUAAGUAAGAAAAUGAUUUAUAUUCAUUGCUGACCUUGUUCCAUUGUCUCAAUGACACCCUGGUAAAUAGAUGUCGCUAUAUCAACUCAAUGCAAUUCAUCAUAACAAAAGCGGUAUUUACACCCCCUUCCCUCCACUGUGGAGAUAUUCAACAUUAGCAGAAGGAAUUUGACCAGGUCAAGAAAAUACUGAGGGAGAUUGGCUUGAAGUAUGCAUUGGUAUUCCCUGGUGGGAACAGAUGUAGGACUGGAGUGGGAACGAUGUCAGAAGGAUUACCGUAUGAUGAAGAAACUCUGAAAUGUAGAAAAUGUAUUGUAUUCAUAUUGUAACUUCAUGUCAGAUUUGCAAUAACAUUUGCCUGGUCACUCACUACCUUGCAGACUGAUAUUACCAUUAGAGGUGGUACAUGCAUGUAUUAGUCAUACUAGUACAGUAAUAGGAGUGUUGAACUGCAUGUGAAGAAGUAAAGAGACUCUAAAUGACCUUGUUAUCAGAUUGUUCAGCAUGUUGUUAUGAUCCAAGAGGAUGUGUGAGUGGCACUUUCUAAGAGAAUCUCAAUGCUAAUUAACUGCACAAAUUCAUUAAAACACAAGUGCACAAACACAUAUACACUUGCCUAGCGGUAAGAGCAUUGGCCCAAUAACCGAACGGUCGCUAGUUCGAAUCCCCGACAAGGUGAACAAUUGGCCGAUGUGCCCUUGAGCAAGGCACUUUACCCUAAUUGCUCCAAGUUCGCUGUUGAUAAUGGCAGACCCUGGCCGUGACCCCACUCUCCGAGGGUGUCUCAGGGAGAGUUGGGAUAUGCAAAAAACACAUUUCCAAUUCACACAUGCGUAUAAUACACACUUGUACAUAUGUGAAAUAAAUCAAAUAUAAGCACCUACCAAAUUAUUUCUAGGGGUUCACAGCGAAGCUAUUGUCAUUCUUAGACUAUUUGAUUUUCCUGGUCAAAUAACUCAGCAUAUUACGUUUUUUCUAAUUUGGCACACAGAAACUAAAGGCCUUGAGAAAAGCUAAGAGAUUGGUUAAGAGAUGGAUGAGUUAUUGAUAAAUCAGGGAAUCAGAUUUUACGUGUCCAUUUAAAUUCUUUGCAAAUCCACUUCACAAUUGCUUAUCAAAUAUAUACUUUUUAGGGUCGUCAAAGACAUUACCAUGAUGAACCCUGUUAAGUUUGGCAUUGAUAUCUUAAAAUAUAAGGAAAGUAAUUACAAUGCUUAAAAUAAUCAUUACAAAUCUUCUUCUCAUGGACUAUAAAUCAGAUUCACUUCAAAUUUGGUCUUUGGACUCAUCACAGUAGUCCCUAAAGAGUUUGAGAAAAUAACGUUGAUGCAUUUAAAGAUGGCCAGUAGAUGCAUAUUAGCACAUACGCUAAUAGGCUAAAAUAUGCUAAAAAUAUUGGCAUGUUGCAUUUAUAUUUUUGUUCAGUAGAAAUUGAUUACAUUUCACCCUGUAUUGUUAUGGUUUCGUGUUUGACCCUAACCAAGGAUGUGUGUUCUUCUAAAUAGCUUGAAAAAUUAACUUAAAGCAUUAACUUAAAGCAUGUUUUGAAAGAUAACAUACACUGAACAAAAAUAUAAACACAACAUGCAACAAUUUAAAAUAUUUUACUGAGUUACAGUUCAUAUAAGAAAAUCAGUCAAUUGAAAUGCAUUCAUUCUGACUGGGAAUACAGAUAUGCAUCUGUUGGUCACAGAUACCUUAAAAAAAUAGUUAUGGGUGUGGAUCAGAAAACCAGUCAGUAUCUGGUGUGACCACCAUUUGCCUCAUGUAGCGCGACACAUCUCCUUCGCAUAGAGUUGAUCAGGCUGUUGAUUGUGGCUUGUGAAAUGUUGUCUCACUCCUCUUCAAUGGCUGUGCGAAGUUGCUGGAUAUUGGCGGGAACUGGAACACGCUGUUGUUGUACAUGUCGAUCCAGAGCAUCCCAAACAUGCUCAAUGGGUGACAUGACUGGUGAAUAUGCAGGCCAUGGAAGAACUGGGACAUUUUCAGCUUCCAGGAAUUGUGCACAGAUCCUUGCGACAUGGGGCAGUGCAUUAUCAUGCUGAAACAUGAGGUGAUGGUGGCGGAUGAAUGGCACGACAAUGGGCCUCAGGAUCUCGUCUCUGUAUCUCUGUGCAUUCAAAUUGCCAUCGAUAAAAUGCAAUUGUGUUCAUUGUCCGUAGCUUAUGCCUGCCCAUACCAUAACUCCACCGCCACCAUGGGGCACUCUGUUCACAAUGUUGACAUCAGCAGACCGCUCGCCCAUCUGCCCGGUACAGUUGAAACCAGGAUUCAUCCGUGAAGAGCACACUUCUCCAGCGUGCCAGUGGCCAUCGACGGUGUCGGUUACGACGCUGAACUGCAGUCAGUUCAAGACCCUGGUGAGGACGACAAGCAUACAGAUGAGCUUCCCUGAGACAGUUUCUGACAGUUUGUGCAGAAAUGUUUCAGUUGUACAAACCCACAGUUUCAUCAGCUGUCCAGGUGGCUGGUCUCAGACGAUCCCGCAGGUGAAGAAGCCGGACGUGGAGGUCCUGGUCUGGUGUCGUUACACGUGGUCUGCGGAUGUGAGGCCCGUUGGACUUAUUGCCAAAUUCUCUAAAAUGACGUUGGAUUCGGCUUAUGGUAGAGAAAUUAACAUUCCAUUUUCUGGCAUCAUCUCUGGUGGACAUUCCUGCAGUCAGCAUGCCAAUUGCACCAUCCCUCAAAAGUUGAGACAUCUGUAGCAUUGUGUUGUGUGACAAAACUGCACAUUUUAGAGUGGCCUUUUAUUGUCCCCAGCACAAGGUGCACCUGAUGAUCAUGCUGUUUAAUCAGCUUCUUGAUAUGCCACACCUGUGUCAGGUGGAUGGAUUAUCUUGGCAAAGGAGAAAUACUCACUAACAGGGAUAUAAACACAUUUGUGCACAAAAUUGAAGAGAAAUAAGCUUUUUGUACUUAUGGAAAAUUUCAGGGCUAUUUCAUCUCAUGAAACAUGGGACCAACACUUUACAUGUUGCGUUUAUAUUUUUGUUCAGUAUAGUUACAGACUUGCACAUUUGGUGGUAAGACAGACAGACUGUCUUUGUCUAGACUAGAGCGUGGCCAGGCUUGCUACAGUCAAUUUCCACACAUGGUAGAUAAACACAUGUUUAGCAGCACAACAGAUUGUAAACUCUGAAUUAGAUUUGUCUUAAGAACAUAUCUUUGUUUUCAUUGCUGGUUUAUUAUUGUUUAUUUAUCGGUUGGUCAUCUUUGCCAUUGUUGGAACCCUUGAAUGUAUUGAGUGAACUGUCAAAGGAUAUCUGUUGGUAGCAACUUCAUGUUAGAGAAAUUGUUACAGGUCGCUGUAGGCUCAUGUUUAGAAACUGUGACAUCUUAUCAUGUAAGUAGCACGCCAGGCUCCUGUGAAUGAAGUAGACCUUUCUUUGAGCUUUAUUUUAUUACAAAUAUUUUUUAUUUAAGUAUUUUAAUUUAUUUAGACAAAAAAUGAAUAUAUUAUGUAGCCUGUAGUUUCCAUUAAAAGUUUUAGCUCAAUGAUCUGAUCAUCCAAAGACAGAGAUAGCAGAGGAACCAGCCAGUCAAUGUGCGGCGGUAGCCAUGCAUGGUGUUAAAGAAGAGAUGAGUUAUCUGGCCCCGGGCAAGUGUGAGUAGACACGGUGGACUGGCCUGGCUGUAGAAAGGGCCUCUUUGUAAGACUCCCAUUCUGACGUCAAACAAGCAACAUAAAGGCAUACAUUAAUAUUUUACAUAAAACAACACAAACUUAAAAAGGUUCAUUGUAUCUUACUCAGAUUUGUUAACGUGUAGCUAAUGACUUUUUCUCCACCUUUUAUAAGCUGAGCUGAAAGUGUUCCUCCCCAUAUUAUCAGUAUCGGAAUUGGAGCAUCACAGGCACAGUCUCUCUGGUCCUGCUACAUAGUCAAAGGGAAUAUAAUUAUAUAAGUUUUAGCAUCUCAUUUUUGAGUUGGAAUAUAAAUUGUGCAAUAUGUUGGAGAUGCUUGAAUACCAUAAUUAUCAGGUAGGCGCAAUAAUAUGCUUAUUGAAAUCUAUUUUCUUUUGGGACAGGUUAUAUUAAAAGCACUGGAGAUAUGUCCCUUCUGCCCAUUUUUGUGGCUUUAAGUUCUAGGGUUUAAAAGGUUACAGUAGUGUGAAAUGUUAUUCAUGUGUUUAUAACAAGGGAUAUUUUUUAAGCAAUAGAGAGGAUGCAAUUGUGCAGAUCCAAAUUGUACAGCGGAAAUAUGAAUAAAAUAAAUGUCUGAUCACUAUUUGUUGAUCAAUAAAGGGAUCUUCAUAGUGAUACUUUAUACAAUUUCAACCCAUAGUUGACUUCCCCUGGUCAAGUCAAUUACAGGAUCACUAGUUGAGCUGACAUUUAUUUUCAUAUUUUAUUCAGUAACCCAGGUCCAGUGGCUUUGUCAAAGGAGAAGACACUGUCACUCGACUCCUUUUAUUUGAACUAAUUGCUCUGCCUUUUGGUUUCUUUACAUCUUUUACUAAUGCUAUUUCUUUAUGAUUGUUAUUAUCACUGAAUGGAAAAACAUGUUCAAGGCUGUUUAUUAUUAAUCAGUGAGAUAUAAUAUUGAAGGCUCCUUUCUUGAAUGCACAGCACAACUGAAACAUGACCCACAAUCAUUAACCCAUCAUAUCAGAGUUUAAGGAUUCUGCCUCUCCCUCUCCUCUCUUUACUCUCCUUUCCUCCUCUCUCCCUCUUCCAGGUGCAGACUCACCUGGAGAACCCCACCAAGUACCACAUCCAGCAGGCCCAGCAGCAGCAGGUGAAGCGCUACCUGGGCAAGAUUGGCUCCCUGCCCUGCCCUAACCAGCCCGCUGACCACGGGGGCAUGCCUCCGGGGCCGGGCAACAGUGCCCCCAACAGCCCCAUGGCCUUACUCACCCUCAACGUCAACUGCGAGAAAGAGGUAAAGCUUCUCUCGCAGACCUGGCUGCAACAUGGCCAUAGACACCAAGCUACAAUGCAGUGUGUGUAAAUUCUGUGUGCUUUUCAUUCCAUGAUCUCUGCCAAUUUUCCAUUACUUCUGCUUCAUAGCAAUGUGUAUUCAAGUAAUGAAUGGUAGUAACACCAUGAAUGGUAGUAACACCAUGCAUAUUCAUUGAGCAGGAAAUGUGAUCGUCUGUUGAGGAGCCCUUUACACUCGUACCCGUAUACGGGUUGAAAAUGGCAGAUUUGGACACUGAUAAGCACCUCAAUUGGAACACAGUGUACAGUAACAUGCUAUACAUGAUGUCAGAGCUCAGGUUCUCCACUUCACAGCUCUGUAUGGGUUUUGACUGACAGCCGUUCUGAACUUGAGCACAGCAUAUGACAAGAAGUUGCCCCCAUCCCUUCCGCUAACUGGGCAACUUUGAUCAUUUUUUUGUUGUCUGAGUGAGGGAAAUGCUGUAAAUUAAGAGGACUGUGUAUUAUGAAAGAUGAGACGUUGAGGAUUAUAAUAAAUACCGCUUUGAUGUCAUACAAUCAAGCCAAACACCAAAUGGGCAAUUCACAUUUCCAUAUCAUAAAACCAUGUAAUAUACAGUGUCAACGUUUAUGAUCACUAUGUUUGAUGUACAGUUACAAGAUGACAUGGCGUUAUACCCUGGGUUGUCCUGAACAGAAUGAGCCUGUUGUAUUGUAAAGAAGAUUUGCCACGGACCACGCAUCUGAAUGCACUCAUGACUCAAUUCUAUUCACACCAAAAUGAUGAUCUGCAUCUCUGAAUUGCCUUGUGAAAGCCUAACGCUGUAAGAUCGUAUUUUAUACGAUUUAUAAUGGACAUUUUUUGGAUUGCGUAAACAACAACAGUAAAGGUGGGAAUGAAAGGCUGUGUUCCAACAAAACAACUACAAGUGUGCUUGCUCUAGUUCCUCACCGGCACAGCUAGGAGAGCUCCAAAAAGCACCUUAUAGUUGAAGAAUCUUUGUUGAGUCAUUAAAGUGCAUUGAAAUUACUUAGAAACAGUGCAACCUUUGGAGAAAAAAAAGUGUAAUCUCGAAUUUAACUACUUUUUUUUUUAUUCUAGAUGGAUGAUGUCAUUGAUGACAUAAUUAGUCUGGAAUCUAGUUAUAACGAUGAUAUCCUUGGAUUAAUGGACCCAGGGCUUCAGAUGGCCAAUACGGUAUGAUUGUCUUCAUUUACGUACCUGUUCAUAGAAAACCCAGAUAGCCUUUUCAUAGUAGAUGGGUCUACAAAGACAGCAGUGUUUGCAUACAGAUCAUGGUGUAAACAAAAACAAUGUAAGGGUUACCUACUCAUGUUUAAGCACCACCUGUGCCUGGUCUAUUUGACAUGCUAAUGUUAAUAAUGUCUAUGGUUAUCUUGUCUCAUCAGAUCGCUGUCAACACUAACCUCUUGGAGCUGUAUGGUAACCAGGGAAUGCCCCCUCCAGGCCUGGCCAUCAACUCCUGCCCUGCCAACUUGCCCAACAUCAAAAGGGAAUACUCAGGUGAGCAAAACCCCAUGGCAUGAAAAACAUCCAGAUUCAAACAUGGUGUUACAAAUUACUCUCGAGGCCUUUGUGAUUUGAGAAAUAUGCUAAAAGGGUCAGAAAAAUGUCUAUGCAUGUGCUUUGCAUGAAUAUUGUUUUUGAUUAUUGUAAACUUGGGUAUUUAGUAAUUCAGAAUAAGGAGAAAUACGUUGAACAUUUUAUGUGCCAAAUAGUUUCCCAAUCUCCGGCCAUCAUGCACAUGCUGGACAAGUCAGAAUCAUGUGGCAAGUUUGAGAACUAUCAGAGGCCUGAAGGGUUUCCUGUAGGUACGUCUGCGUAUUAAUAUUCAUAUUUACGUUAGCUAACUCAUUUGAGUUAGGUUACAGUGGUGCACUUUGCUAAGCCUAUAAUGUGCUCAGCACAGUUUCAUUUAUUUUCUUCCAGACUGACUAAAUGUUUCUGGCAUAACUAUUUUGUUAUGUGUCAACAUCAAUGUUUUGCCAUUAGUUUUGAUGAGUCAUUAACGCUAACUGCUUUGUUUCAGAAGCAGAGGUCAGGGCAAUGGCAAAGGAAAGACAGAAGAAGGAUAACCAUAAUUUGAGUGAGUUUUGUUAUACUGUAGUUAUCAGCUAUCUAGUAAUAUGAUGUAGGUUAUUUACAUAUACUCUGUAAUAUCACAUUCCAUAACAUAAGUUUAAUGCUGUGACAUUAGCUGUUCAUUAUAAAAUGUUGCAUGAUUCAUUGUUUCUAGUUGUUCUCUUGUUGUCCCUAUUUGCUGUAGUUGAGAGAAGACGGAGGUUUAACAUCAACGACCGGAUCAAAGAAUUGGGGACCAUGAUUCCAAAAUCAAGUGAUCCGUAUGUUGCCUAAACAUUGACAUCGAUUUGAAGUCUUUCUAUCAGAUAUACAGUAUACCAUGGCUCAGACAGUUUAUUGACCCCAGGCUAGACAGGACAAUAAUUAUACAUCAAUGCCUCAGUCUAUUCCCAGUGCAUCCAUACCCUUGAGAAUUUUGUGAGUUAGAACGUUGUCAGCUGACUCUAGAAUGCAAAGUUCAGUCUGAUAAAAUCUUGCUGGCCUGCCGUGCCCCUCUCUGGUCCUCAGGGAUAUGCGUUGGAACAAAGGCACCAUUCUCAAGGCGUCGGUGGACUACAUCAGGAAGCUACAGCGGGAGCAGCAGGGGGCCAAGGAGCUGGAGAACAGGCAGAAAAAGCUGGAGCACGUCAAUAGACACCUAAUGCUGCGGAUACAGGUACAGCACUGUAGGCCGUGGCUGACUGGGAGAGAUGGGAAACUACUAGCUAUGCCUAGAGCUGUUGCAUUGACUGUAUUACCACCACGCCGGCUGUCAAGGCAUAUUUUUUUUUUUGGGUGCAUUACGGCCACAAAGGGGAUGCCACCGUGAAAUUCGAGGCAUCAUCAAGUGCUUGUCAAAUUGUGAAUGAGAGACUAUUGGAGUGUGUACAGCCUGUGCAAAAAACAAAGCAGAGCUCAUACGUUUUUAAGCAACUUUUAAAAAAUCAUCAUUAGUCUCAUCAUGCAGCCUUACAAUGUAUUAAAAAUCAAAACAUAUAGCCCAACGUUUGUAGAACAACUAAAGUUACAUUAAUAACUCUAAAUUACGCAUAUAGGAGUACCUAUUUCUUUGUUAACCGCUCAACACAGAAUAGCCGCAUGUGCGCACUCCCUCAAAUUGUUUGAAGAAAAUAUUUAUAUUUUAUUCAGCUUUGUUCAAUUGUAUUCUUCAUACUAUAAAAUAAUGCCACGGAAUUAUAAGCGAAUCUUGUCUGCUAAAUGAACUAGUGUAGCCCACAGCCAUUUGGCAUAGCCACAUCAGGACCUAACAUAAGGACAACUCAAGAGUAUGCUAUUAUUUUAUUCUGAAAUAGACUACAUUUUCUUCAUAUCAUGCUUCUUUAGACCUGUCUAAAAUAAAUAAUGGAUUUAUUGUGAAGGUGUAGGCUAUAUUACAUGGAUUUAUUAGACUUUUUUUAAAUGGCUUGUAGGCUAUGUGUGGAAGCCAGGAGAUGCUAAAUGUGGUUAUGUUAAUUAACGGUCAAUUGCAGUGAGACUGACAGUUAUUUGCUUGACAAUCACCGGCUGACAAAAUUUUGUGACUUCCACAGCCCUAGCUAUGCCUUCAAAAGGUCACAUACUGUAUUAGCCAAUAAAAGUAGGAUUGAAUCUAGAUGAGCGCUUCUAUCCUCUGGAUGGUAUCAGUUAUGCAGCUUACAGACAGACAAUGUUGAUAACUCUCUCUUUCCUUUUGUUUCUUUCUAUCUUCCUGCCUUGAUGGGGUUCAGGAGUUGGAGAUGCAGGCUCGUGCCCAUGGUCUGACCACAGUCUCGUCUGCCCUCUGCUCAGCGGAGCUCUCAGCCCGAGGCAUCAAGCAGGAGCCAGCCCUGGGAGACUUCCACCAGGAUCUGUACCCUGUCGACCCCCAGCACCAACACCACCCAGCCUGCACUCCAGACCAGGUUCAGUCCACCACCUUGGAGCUCAAUGAUGAAGCUUCUCCCUACACCGAGGGCCACAGCGGCAUCUCAGGCGACCUCCGGAUGGAUGACACCUUGUCCCCGGUGGGACGGGGAGACCCGCUGCUCUCCUCUGUCUCGCCUGGGGCCUCUAAGGACAGCAGCUGCUCAGGCAGCAUAAGCAUGGAAGAGAACGACCAUGGCUGU
This is a messenger RNA of Coregonus sp. 'balchen', 14532 nucleotides long. NCBI's taxonomy places the organism in Eukaryota, Metazoa, Chordata, Actinopteri, Salmoniformes, Salmonidae. The record is from the annotation of a GenBank genome assembly.